Messenger RNA from Hermetia illucens (black soldier fly), 2594 nucleotides. RefSeq lists its product as uncharacterized. Gene Ontology annotation, cellular component: extracellular region. The transcript is spliced from 5 exons. Gene Ontology annotation, molecular function: chitin binding. Lineage: Eukaryota; Metazoa; Arthropoda; Insecta; Diptera; Stratiomyidae. The record is from RefSeq and is a predicted model, not a curated record. Bases 70 to 2535 code for a protein of 821 amino acids.
ACAGUUCUUUUUCACGUUUCUAGCGUUAUUUGAUAUAAGAUUUUUGGUACAAGAAAAGUAUCUUGAAAAAUGAAGAUUAACCUGCUGUUAACGGCCGUUUUCCUGGUGGCCUAUAAGACUCCCACUUCGGAUGCUAUGAAGGCUGGUGAUAAAUGUGUUACAAACGGAGCUCUUGCCCCAAACCCCGACGACAAUACGCAAUACUACUUUUGUAUGGAUAAAAUAAUCUAUGUGGGAACAUGCACGGAUGGCAGGACCUUUGAUGAAAGAGUGGCUCAGUGUGUUUAUGCGGGGACCAACCCUGGAACUGGUACUGGCACUGGCACAGGUACGGGCACAGGAACUGGUACCACAGUCAACUGCGUCGGAAACGAUCAAGCGACGUUCCCAUACCCCAGUGAUAGCAGCAAGUACUAUUAUUGCUACAAUGGCCAAGCUUUGGUUGUGCAGUGUCCAGCUAACAACUAUUACGACUCUGUUUCGGGUACCUGCGUUUCUGGGUCAGGAACAGGCACUGGUGGCUCAGGCUAUCUGUUUUGCCCGACCGGAGUAAAUACUAUGUUGCCUGAUCCGAAUGGUGAUUGUCAGAGAUACGUGCUCUGUCUGAAUGGCCAAGCCUCCUAUCAAACAUGCCCAAAUGGAUUCUAUUUUCAACCAACAACAGGAUACUGUGGCCCGAAUAUGCCGAAUUCGUGUGCUGGUGGUGGCUCAUGCAAUCAGAGGGGACUACUAAGACCAGUACGAAAUAAUUGCCAAGUAUACAACUACUGCGAUGGGUCCUACUGGUCAACAAUAAAGUGUCCCAAUAAUUAUUACUUCAGUCCAAGCCGGCUUACAUGUGGACCCACUAUCCCGAAUGGAUGCAGCAAAUACAACAAUUACAACCAAAACUUACCGGGCUCCAACACAUUUUAUCCUACUUAUCCCACCUACCCUACCUAUCCAACUUAUCCCACUAUCCCCACCAUUCCAUCAAACCCUUCUGUAGUUUGUGCAACAAGUAUGAAUGGUGUUUUUGCGGAUACCACGAAUUGCCAGAAGUACUUCACAUGUAUGGAUGGGACGGCGUACACAAUGACAUGUCCCAACAAUUAUUAUUUCAACCCAUUAACAAGGCUCUGUGGUUCAAAUAUCCCAUCAGGAUGUACUCUGCAAAAUAUAGACCUUGACACCCCCACUUGUCCGGCAAAUUCUGAAAUAACCUUGGCAGACUCAACAAACUGCAAACAAUACAUAGUCUGCACUAAUGGAUUUGGAGCUACCUACGCUUGUGGUCCUGGACUUUACUACGACAUUGAAGGGAAUUCAUGUUCGACAACGAAACCAGAUAGAUGUGGAUAUGAGAUUCAGUCAACGCAAGCCAUAGAUGUCGAUAAACCAUGUACCACAAACGGAGUUCUUACUGCACACCCCGAUGAUAAUACGCUUUUUUACUUCUGCUUGGAUAACAUCAUUUACGCAGGAAGUUGUACCGAUGGAAAAAUGUUUAACUCUGUACUCUCCCAGUGUGUGGAUCCGAGUAGUGGAACCCCCGUAAAUCCGGGCACAAAUAUAGGAACUGAUGUGGAUUGUGAAGGAAAUGAUUAUGCAACGUUUCCAUUUCCCAAUGACAACAGCAAAUAUUAUUAUUGUCUGAACGGUGAGGCUAUGAUUGUACAGUGUCCAUCUAACUCCUACUACGAUGCUUAUACGCGAAGCUGUUCCCAAAAUAAUGGUGGUACCGAUUUCUAUUGCCCGACCGGGAUGAAUACUCUGUCCGCUGAUCCCAAUGGCAAUUGCGCAAGAUAUGUUCUGUGCUUGAAUGGGGAAGCCUCCUUCAUGACAUGCCCAAGCGGAUAUUUCUUCCAGCCAAAGACAGGCAAUUGCGGUCCAAAUAUACCAGAUUCUUGCAACCAAGGAGGACCAUGUACCAGGAAGCAAGUGGGUCUAGUUAAACAGGUUCAGAAUAACUGCGAAGUUUACCAGGAGUGUGACAAUUCUACUCUCACUUGGAAAACACGGAAGUGUCAAAAAAAUUACUACUUCAACCCGAACAGACUGCAAUGCGGACCAAUCAGGCCAGCUGGAUGUGGUGACUAUAACUAUUAUUACCAGAAUUUACCUGGUUACGACAACACAUAUAAUCCUUAUUAUCCCACCUAUCCUGGCUUCCCAACUGGGCCAACGAAUCCUGGUGUGAUUUGUGGAACGAGUUUAAAUGGUCUCUUCGCGGAUCCUUCGAAUUGCCGGAAGUAUAUCUACUGCAUAGAUGGGGUUGCUCACUCUAUGACCUGUCUCAGCGGUUUUUACUUCAAUCCUUUAACAAGAAUCUGCGGACCAAAUAUUCCUUCAGGAUGUUCCGUACAGAAUAUAGACAUAGAUCUUUUUACAUGUCCCGCCUUUGCAGAUAUAACAGUAGCCGAUCCAAGCAACUGUAAGCAAUAUAUAGUUUGCUCUGGGGGAGUUUCAACUACUUAUAGAUGUGGACCAGGACUUUAUUAUUAUCCUGAUCAGAAUACGUGUUCAACACUACUUCCGGCGCGAUGCAGAUUUUAAGAUAACAAGAAAAUUGCGUUAUUCAUCUAAUUUCAAUAAAUUUGUUUUCAACAAAAAAG